Messenger RNA from Coregonus sp. 'balchen', 2760 nucleotides. The record is from the annotation of a GenBank genome assembly. NCBI's taxonomy places the organism in Eukaryota, Metazoa, Chordata, Actinopteri, Salmoniformes, Salmonidae.
GUGAUUAUUGCUGGUUGAAAACUUGGAUCAGAUCAAACUAUCUAUCAAGAGCAAUACUAGAUCAUCUGCACCAGAUACCCAACACCCAGCGAGUUGGUGUUGCUGUAGUUAGCCACCAUGGGAGCCUACAUUGCCAAGAUGCUACUGCCCACCGUUAGUAGCCUGGUGUUCCUGCCUGCAGCCAGUGUGGCCACCAAGAGAGGCUUCCACAUGGAGGCCAUGGUCUACUUCUUCACCAUGUUCUUCACCACGGUAAGAACCAUGGCAAGACACUGAGAUGUUGACGAUGUGCAGUCCUAUAUUACGGAGACUGUCUGUGUAUUACUGACACUGCUUGUGAGUGGGGCUGUGUGUGUGUUCUGUACUUGUGAGUGAUUGUGUAGACAACUUCAAAGAAGCUAUGAUUAGUACUGUAAUACUGAAGAAAAUGCAUUGUACAGUCCAGUGGGGGCUGCUGAGUGGAGGACGGCUCAUAAUAAUAGCUGGAACGGAGUAAAUGGAAUGGCGUUUGAUGUAUUUGAUACCAUUCCACAAUUCCACCUCAGCCAUUACCACGAGCCCGUCCUCCCCAAUUAAGGUGCCACCAACCUCCUGUGGUACAGUCCCUUGUACAGUCAUUUCAGUCAUUUCUUGGGGUACAUAUGAUUACAACCUUAAAGUGUGGGUCUAUUUUUACUUUGUGUCUGUAUCACUGCUAACCUACCAGAGAGUAUUUGUUGUCCUAUCAGAACUGAAAUGAACAGAAAUGAAGUUACUGUGUAAUACUGUUGUACUUUAAACUUAUGGGAUCUGUUUAACCCUAGAUUUACCAUGCUUGUGAUGGGCCAGGCCUCUCCAUCAUAUGUUUCAUGAAGUAUGAGAUCCUGGAGUACUUCAGCGUGUACGGAACAGCCAUCUCUAUCUGGGUCACACUGAUAGGUGAGUGUAAACAGCACACUGUUGUAUCGUGACACUUUAAUGGCUUACCAUCAGAGUGUGUUAAGUGGCCUAAAACUAUGUUCAGAGAGCAAGUGAGUUCUGUAUUCAGUACCACUGAACAGUUGUUUGGAAGCAUGUGCUGUGUGUCUCUCACGCUCUCCUGUACACACACACACACACACACAUGCACAUUUAAUCUCUCUCUUACACACACAUGAACACUUGUAUGCAUGCACGCACACACUCAUUCACAUGCUCUCUCUCUCUAGCUUUAGGGGAUUUUGAUGAGCCAAAGCGUUCUACUCUGACCAUGUUUGGGGUUUUGACCUGUGCUGUGAGGAUCUACCAGGACCGCUGGGGCUAUGGGAUCUACUCUGGACCAAUAGGAUCAGCAGUAUUCAUAAUCACUGUCAAAUGGGUGUGAUGACAACUUACAAUAUGGCUAUGACAAACACUGAUAACCAUACACCCUAAUAUGGUCAUGUUUACAGUAAUCUGAUAAGAUAUCUCAUAAUCUCAUCAAUGUGAAAUGUAUACUUAGUUGAGGUAUUGCCUAGCAACAUUGUAUUGAUUAUCUCUUCAACUAAACCUAUUUUGUUCUAAACACAUCCUGUGUAUCAUAUUUCAGUUACAGAAAAUGAAAGAGAUAAAGGGCCUCUACCCCGAGAAGAGCGUAUACACCCAACAGGUGGGACCAGGAUGCUGCUUCGGUGCCCUGGCUCUGAUGCUCCGCUUCUACUUUGAGGUCUCAUAACAACUCAAUCUCCCUCCUUACCCUUACCAUUCACAGUGAAGGCAAUACUAAAUGGUCAAAUUCUAAAUCCUUGUUGAGAUCUGUGUUUCGCUUGCACAAGUGGAAACAUCAGAAAGUCUCAUUUUUUUAAUGAUUGAUUUCAAUUUGUUUCGCAGGAGUGGGACUAUGCCUAUGUCCACAGUUUCUACCACCUGUCUAUGGCUGUGUCCUUCGUGUUGCUGCUACCAAAGAAGAACCGCUAUGCAGGGACAGACAGCAACCCUGCCAAGCUUAGCUGCUACACCCUCCUCUGCUGUGUAUGUCACCCUUUAUAUCUCAACAAUGCACAGGGUUUCAGUGCUAUAAACAGAUUGCAUAAAGUACAGAACAAGUUCAUUUCAGCUUGUUCAAUGAAAAGUUGGAUUCUGCCUAUAACUUAGAUUAUCAUUCACAGCGCUGCCAUGUAUUUUACAGUUGAACAAACAUACUUGCUGAAUUGCUAGUCAGAGAGAAUGUGCUGUAAGCUCCUAUAGUCACCUUUGAUUCUAAACUCAGCACUGAAAAAUAUUAGUUGUCUCUCCAACACAUCUCCUUACCAAGGUUUCUCUAACUUUUCUCACUCUGUCAUGUACUAUCAGACACCCUUUCCUGCUUCUACGAAGGAGAAGGACAAGAAGAAGACCCCGUCUCGAACCAUUUGGACCAUUCCCACUGAACGGCCUUGGACACGGGCCUGCAGCUCACCAACUCUCCCUCUGUACAACCCACCUAGUACACCUGUUAAGAAAGCACUGGACAUCAACACUACACCUGUUAAGAAAGCACUGGACAUCACUACACCUGUUAAGAAAGCACUGGACAUCACUACACCUGUUAAGAAAGCACUGGACAUCACUACACCUGUUAAGAAAGGAUGGGAGAUCAUCAAUACUACACCUGUUAAGAAAGCACUGGACAUCAACACUAAAACUGUUAAGAGAGCACUGGACUUCAGCAGCACUAAACCAGUUCAGAAGGGACUGGACAUCAGACUAGAUAUUAGCAGUACUAAACCUGUUCACAAAGGACUGGACAUCAGCAAGCUCAAAGAACAGAAUGGGUGGAAGUGA